CCUACAUCUGGGGGAGAAAAAAAAAACAUCACCAUGGGUCUCGAGAAUAUUGCGCAAGGCCAAGCCGUGACCGUCAGCCUGAAGGAGCUGAUCGAUGGAACCAUCAGCUUCAACACCCUCACCGAAGCGUUCGGCCCCGAAUCUUUAGGGAUUAUCAUCGUCAAAGAUCUCCCCGCCAACUUCGCCUCUCUGCGCGCCCAAGUCCUCUCCAAUGCAUCCUACCUCGCCGCUCUCCCUGAGGAAGAACUAGAAUCCCUAACCUCCCCAUCCGCAAAAUACCUCGUCGGCUGGUCCCACGGCAAAGAAACCCUCCGCCCCGGCGUCUACGAUACCUACAAGGGCAGCUACUACCUCAACUGCGCCUUCUACCACUCCGCCACCCUCGAAGGCGCCCCCGCCGACAACCACCCCGACCUAAGCGAGUACACCGCGCCGAACAUCUGGCCCGCCGCGACCUCCCUGCCGACGUUUGAGUCCAGCGUGCGCGAGCUGUGCACGCUGAUCAUCGACACGGCGGCGCUAGUGGCGCGAGCGUGUGAUCGGUUCGCGGGGGAGAAUAUCGAGGGGUAUGAGGCGGGGUACUUGGAGAGGGUCGUGAGGGGCAGUUUGACGAGUAAGGCGCGGCUGUUGCAUUAUUUCCCUGUCGACAAUCAGCAGCAGCAGCAGGCGGCCGAUGCGGCAGAGGGGGAGGAUGCUGCUGCUGGGGAGGAUGAUGAUGAUUGGUGCGCGACGCAUCUCGAUCAUAGCUGUCUAACCGGGUUGACGUCGGCGAUGUUUGUGGAUGAAGCUGGACAAGACCUGACUCACCCCCGAGAAGAGGGGUUGGUGGAACUGCAGGCCUCGCCGGACCCCACCGCCGGCCUGUAUAUCAAGUCGCGGACCGGGCAGAUCGUCAAGGUCAAUAUCCCGCGCGAUUGUCUGGCCUUCCAGACGGGCGAGGCGCUACAACUGAUUACGCGGGGCCAGUUCCGCGCGGUGCCGCAUUUUGUGAAGGGGGCGCGGAAGGGACUGGAGGGGCGUAGGAUUGCGCGCAAUACGUUGGCGGUGUUUACGCAGCCGAAUUUGGAUGAGGAGGUGCAGCCGGGGGUGACUUUCGCGGAUUUUGCUCGCGGGGUGGUUGCAAAGACUUAUUAGUUUUAUGCUUAGCGAUACGGAGAGUGUCAUUGAUCAUUAUCGACCCUGCAUCGUGCG
This is a messenger RNA of Aspergillus saccharolyticus JOP 1030-1, 1191 nucleotides long. RefSeq lists its product as uncharacterized. Lineage: Eukaryota; Fungi; Ascomycota; Eurotiomycetes; Eurotiales; Aspergillaceae. Bases 34 to 1134 code for a protein of 366 amino acids. The transcript has 3 exons. The record is from RefSeq and is a predicted model, not a curated record.